AUGUCGCAACAAGCUAAUAAUUUUGUGAGAUUGAUCACUAAGGUGGCCAUCCCUGUGGGUAUUGCAGUGUCUGGGUUGCAGUACUCUAUGUAUGAUGUGCAAGGUGGUUCUCGUGGUGUUAUCUUUGACAGGCUACAAGGUGUAAAGUCUGACGUCGUUGGCGAAGGCACUCACUUCCUGGUUCCGUGGCUGCAGAAGGCGAUCAUAUAUGAUGUGAGGACGAAGCCCAAGAGCAUUGCCACCAACACUGGUACCAAGGACUUGCAGAUGGUGUCCCUGACCCUGAGGGUGUUGCACAGGCCGGAUGUGAUGCAAUUGCCGCUUAUAUACCAGAACCUAGGUCUGGACUACGACGAGAGGGUUCUGCCCUCCAUCGGUAACGAGGUUCUGAAGUCGAUCGUGGCCCAGUUUGAUGCAGCUGAGCUGAUCACCCAGAGAGAGAUUGUGUCGCAGAAGAUCAGGCAGGAGCUGUCCAACAGAGCCAACGAGUUCGGCAUCCGUCUGGAGGACGUCUCCAUAACGCACAUGACGUUUGGUCCCGAGUUCACGAAGGCCGUUGAGCAGAAGCAGAUUGCGCAGCAGGACGCUGAGCGUGCCAGGUUCCUGGUGGAGAAGGCCGAGCAAGAGAGGCAGGCGAGUGUUAUCCGUGCUGAGGGUGAAGCUGAGAGUGCCGAGUACAUCUCCAAGGCCUUGAGCAAAGUUGGUGACGGUCUGUUGCUGAUCAGACGGUUGGAAGCGUCCAAGGAGAUUGCGCAGACGUUGGCCAACUCUAACAACAUUACCUACUUGCCUAGCAACCAUGCAGGCGGUGACAAGGACGACAAGGGGAGUCCCAACACGUUGCUGUUGAACCUCGGCAGGUCGUGA
Messenger RNA from Nakaseomyces glabratus, 867 nucleotides. RefSeq names its product prohibitin subunit PHB1 (gene PHB1). Lineage: Eukaryota; Fungi; Ascomycota; Saccharomycetes; Saccharomycetales; Saccharomycetaceae. Gene Ontology annotation, biological process: mitochondrion organization. Gene Ontology annotation, cellular component: membrane; mitochondrion. The record is from RefSeq and is a predicted model, not a curated record.